CCCACGGCCCACAGCCACCUCGCGGGUCUUUCCGGGCCGGGGCAGCGCCCGCACGGUCACGUGGCCUGGCGGGCACGCGGCGGCGGCGGCGGCGGCGGCGGCGGCGGCAGCGGCGCGGGUGCGUGCGACGAGGAGGCUCCGCGCCAGCUUUUUUCCCUGUGUUGACCAAUUCCAUUUUCUUCGCUGCUGGCUGCGAAGACCACACCCUUCGUAAGGCAGGCCCGAGGUUGCACUUAAUAAGCAGGAAUCUACUGCACUAAAGACACCCAGUUUUUCCUUAUGAUAAAGACAGUGUUUGGCUAAUGAGCAAGGUGGUGAGGUCAUCCAGUGAGUCAGAGGGACAGAUCUGGGAAACAGAAGAGGAUGAUGACAUGACAGAAGGUGAUUUAGGGUAUGGCCUCGGAAGAAGAUCUGGCGGUGUUUAUGAAGUUUCACAUUUAUUUACAUCCAGAAAAAGAUCAGAUGGAAAGAACUUUAGCCCUCCCCCAUUUCCAAGAAAGGGGAAAGAAAGAAGUGAAGCCGUUUUUCAGUAUUCCGAGCAUAAGAGCUUGCAAGAUACAUACCUUCAAGGGUCCAGAAUUGCCAGUUACAGACGAAAAAGUAGUACAGAUUCUAAUACAGAAUUGUCAAAUGAAGAAUUAAGGCAACGUCUUCAUGAAACUUUAGAGGAGGUAGAAAUUUUAAAAACUGAUCUUGAGGCAUCUCAAAGACAACUUGAAAGUAAAGAGGAAGCAUUGAAAAUUCUUCAAAGCAUGACUAUGGUGAAUAAUACUGCCAUGAACAUUUUCUUUGUAUGGAAAAUUCAUUCAUUCUUUCCCAUAUUCAGUGGAAAAGAGCCAAAUCGUGAUCUGAUUUUUGAACUAUCAAACUCUCCACAAAAGGCAAUACUUGGCAAAGCUACAAGUCAUACCCAGGCAGUGCUUCAAAAAACUGUGCAACAAAAGAGAUCCUUGGAGAAGGAAAUAAAUGCCUUGCAGUGGGAAAUAGAAUUUGAUCAGAAUAGAUUUAAAAAUAUGGAGGAAUCCUGGACCCAAAAAUAUGACAGUUUUGAAUCAACAGUAUUUGGAGACACUCGCGAUGCUCGAUAUCAAACAGCAGAGGGUGGCUCAAGAAAACAUGCUCCAUGAUAAAAGUGGCUUUACAGAAAUUUCAGGUCUCGAGCUUGCAGUCCUUGGAGCCUGCCUUUGUCACAGUCCUGGAGGCAGACCCUGUUCUUGUGCCAGAAUGGCAGCAUCCACUCGGAAACUGCU
Molecule: messenger RNA, 1250 nt
Organism: Cynocephalus volans (Philippine flying lemur)
Lineage: Eukaryota; Metazoa; Chordata; Mammalia; Dermoptera; Cynocephalidae
Product: coiled-coil domain-containing protein 125-like
Exons: 10
Coding region: 303-1127 (274 amino acids)
Biological process (GO): negative regulation of Rho protein signal transduction; negative regulation of cell motility
Cellular component (GO): cytoplasm
Source: RefSeq, a predicted model, not a curated record